Molecule: messenger RNA, 914 nt
Organism: Drosophila albomicans
Lineage: Eukaryota; Metazoa; Arthropoda; Insecta; Diptera; Drosophilidae
Gene: Gip
Product: putative hydroxypyruvate isomerase
Exons: 4
Coding region: 81-875 (264 amino acids)
Biological process (GO): glyoxylate metabolic process
Molecular function (GO): hydroxypyruvate isomerase activity
Source: RefSeq, a predicted model, not a curated record
UAACUUGCUCCCGUUUUUACUAAAGGUGCUACUGCAAAGCGAUUUACAAUCAGUUCAUAAUUAACGCUGCUCCACUCGACAUGGCUUUGAAAUUCUCUGCAAACUUAAAUUUUCUUUUUACUGAAACGACAACAUCCAUAUCGGAGAGAAUUCGAUUGGCUAGUCAAAAUGGAUUCAGGGCCGUAGAAAUCCCAUAUCCAGAAGGAGAGCUUAAGGAAGCCGCACAGGCUGUGAAUGAUACCGGAAUUAUAGUCAGUCUCAUAAACAUAGCAUUCGACAAAACAAAGGACGAGCUGAAAUUUGGGUCAACUAGUAUCCCUGGACAAGAAACGUUGUUUAACCAGCAGUUGGAUGAUACGAUUACAUUUGCAAAAACUGUUAAAUGCAAAAAAGUUCAUUUAAUGGCUGGCACCCGCAAUGGUAAAUCUGAAGCUGAUCAUUUGGCAACGUAUAUUUCAAAUUUAAAAAUUGCCUCAAGGAAGUUACAAUCUAACAACAUGUCUGGAGUAAUUGAACCUAUAAAUGGAUAUAUUAUUCCUUCAUAUUUUAUGAACUCGUAUAUUAAAGCAUCUGCGGUUUUGAAGGAAAUCAACGUUGAUAACAUCAAAUUAAUGGUUGACCUUUUCCACCUUCAACAUAUUGCCGGAAAUUUUACUAAGACCUUAGAGGAAAAUAAAAAUAUCAUUGGACAUUUUCAAAUUGCCCAAGUGCCUAACCGAAACGAGCCCGAUACUCCUGGAGAGCUUAAUUACGAUUAUAUCUUUAAAACGCUAGAAGCCAUUGGUCACCAAGAUUGGAUUGGAUGUGAAUACAAGCCUUUGACAACGACUGUUGAAGGAUUGAACUGGUUUUCAAAAUAUAAUCUUAAACUAUAACUAGUUAUAAAACUAUCCCAAUUUUUAUGUAAAUAAAAA